CCGUUGGUUCAUGCGCGAUAAGCCGCCGAUUAAUUACGGCGAUAAAUCGCGCGGCACCGGAGCUAUCGCGCCGCGGCGACGUUUAUCGCUUCUCACCGGGGCGAAGAUUAUCGUUAAGCGCGCCCGGCCGUUCCGCACGUUCGCCGGGCAGCUCGUUACGAGUCCGCGAGAAGGAGGCGGCGGAUCGCGCGUCGUGACUCACGCGGAGCCGCGGCACGGAUCAGAUUAGGAGCAGCGCUAGGUUAUAGAUCACGCCGUGCCGUUCGGGGACGCUAAUCGACAAUGGCUAAUAAACAGUUUGGCCUGAUCUUGGCGAAGAAGCAGCAGAAGCAGCAGCAGCAGCAGCAGCAGAGCACGGCGCCGAGGCUCGGCAACGUUUUCGGGGACGACGAUGCCUCCGACGAGGACGACGGCACCGACUGGGUGCGGAAGGCCCUCAAGGCGGAGGGCGAGAAGAACCGGGUGAAGAGGCAGACGAGGCUCGACAUGCAGAAGGCCCUGGACGAGGACCCGACCAUCUACCAGUACGACGAGGUGUACGACGACCUGGAGCGCGGCAAGGGCCAGUCGGACGGCGCGAGCAAGCAGAAGGAGAAGUCCAAGUACAUACAGAGGCUCCUGAAGACGGCCGAGCGGAGGAAGAAGGAGCAGGAGCACAGGAUAGAGAGAAUGGUGCAGAAGGAGCGCGAGGCCGAGGGCGAGAUGUACGCGGACAAGGAGAGCUUCGUCACGUCGGCGUACCGGGCGAAGCUGGAGGAGUUCAAGAAGAUGGAGGAGGAGGAGGCCAAGAUGAACAGAUUGGAGGCUAUCGGCGACGUUACCAAGCAGCAGGAUAUGUCGGGCUUCUACCGUCAUCUGUACGAGCAGACCGUUGACUACAAGGGCAAGGGCGACGCCGACGAAGGCGGGACCGGCAAGGCGGAGGAGGCGAGUGCCGAGCAGAGGAAACGGAAAACCUCGACGAGCAGCGCGAAUGAGGAGAGCGCGAAUAGGAGGGCAGACGAGACGGCGGAGGGGCAGAGGGCGAUCACGAGGUCGAAGAAGUCGAGGCAGUACAGGCAGCGAGCCGUAGAAGCGUACGAGUCCGAUUCUGAAACGGAGACGGGCAAGGAGGAGCCGAAGAAAGACCAGACCGUCGUUUCGCCGGUGGACGGGGAGGCCGGCGGGGCAGAGGCGCGGGAGCUGGAGGAAAAGAAGCAAAAGUUAGGCGAAACUCGCGUCGAGGAUGCCGCGGAUAACCAGGACAAAGAUACAGGCGUGAGAGACGCCGAGGUACCUCGGGACGAUACCACUCCGGAGGAUGAAAAGGCUGAGUGUAAGGAAGAGCCCGUUGAGAAGAAAGAUAGAUCCUCCAUCUGGGAAAAGAGGACGGUAGGACCGGUGUUCGAAGCAGCGCUGGAAAGAUAUUACGCGAGGAAGGCGAAAAGACUGGUCGCGGCGAAUUAGAUGUAGUUAAUUUAUAGUUACGCUAAUUUUUAUAUAACGCCAACAUCGCUCGCACUGUCCGCCUCACCCUCGUCUACCGGUCAAAUGACUGCGAAUACCGACCUUAUUUUACCAGUAAAAUUGUACAAACAAAAACAAAUGGCGUCACCUCCGACUGUAAAAAUGUGUAUAAUGAAAAUCAACGAGGAUAAGUCGUGGAUACUUAUUUUGUGACAUUAAAAAACUAUAUUUAAAAAAA
Vollenhovia emeryi is the source of this 1684-nucleotide messenger RNA. RefSeq names its product nuclear speckle splicing regulatory protein 1. Lineage: Eukaryota; Metazoa; Arthropoda; Insecta; Hymenoptera; Formicidae. The coding region runs from base 283 to 1446 and encodes 387 amino acids. Gene Ontology annotation, biological process: regulation of alternative mRNA splicing, via spliceosome. The record is from RefSeq and is a predicted model, not a curated record. The transcript is spliced from 2 exons.